Halteromyces radiatus is the source of this 1149-nucleotide messenger RNA. RefSeq names its product aspartate-semialdehyde dehydrogenase. NCBI's taxonomy places the organism in Eukaryota, Fungi, Mucoromycota, Mucoromycetes, Mucorales, Cunninghamellaceae. Gene Ontology annotation, molecular function: aspartate-semialdehyde dehydrogenase (NADP+) activity; NADP binding; NAD binding. Gene Ontology annotation, biological process: L-threonine biosynthetic process. The record is from RefSeq and is a predicted model, not a curated record. Bases 21 to 1097 code for a protein of 358 amino acids. The transcript has 2 exons.
CUCUUCUUUAUAAAUACAUUAUGGUUGGGAUAAAGAAAGUGGGUAUUCUUGGUGCCACUGGUACAGUUGGACAACGGUUUAUUUUAUUACUUGCCAAUCAUCCUUAUUUCACUAUCCAUGCUCUUGGUGCUUCUUCUCGAUCUGCUGGAAAACAAUACAAAGACGCUACAAAGUGGAAACAAAGUCAACCUAUUCCUGAUCAUAUUAAACAACUUAUUGUCAAGCCUUGUAUCUCCUCUGAAUUCAGUGAAUGUGAUGUUGUCUUUUCUGGUUUAGAUGCUGAUGUUGCUGGUGAUAUUGAAAUGGAAUUCUUGAAGGCUGAUCUCGUUGUUUUCUCCAAUGCCAAGAAUUAUCGUCGUGAUCCUGUUGUUCCUUUGAUGGUACCUACUGUGAAUUCUCAACAUUUUGAUAUCAUUCCUCAUCAACGAAAACACUAUGGAUUGAAAAAAGGAUUUAUGAUCACCAAUGCCAAUUGUUCCACGACUGGUCUCGUUGUACCACUUAAAGCUUUACAAGAUGCAUUUGGACCUAUGAGUCAUAUUAUUGUACACACUCAACAAGCCAUCUCUGGUGCUGGUUAUCCAGGUGUGCCUAGUUUGGAUAUCUUGGACAAUGUUGUACCUUAUAUCAGUGGAGAAGAAGAAAAGAUGGAAUUUGAAGCUCGCAAGAUUUUGGGUGGGUUGACUCAAAGUCAAGAUGGUUUUGAUUUGAUGGAACAAACAGUGGUAUCAGCUACUUGUACGCGUGUUCCUGUUUUGGAUGGUCAUUUGGAAUCUGUCUCGGUCAAAUUUGUCAAUGGUCCUCCUCCUUCUGUAGAUGCCAUUUAUGAUGUUUUGGAACGUUAUACCUCAGAAGCUCAAUCUCUUCAAUGUCCUUUGUCUCCUGAAUCUCCCAUUAUUAUUACUAAGGAAGCUGAUCGUCCUCAACCUCGUUUGGAUCGUGAAUUAUAUCGUGGUCAAGCUGUCACUGUUGGUCGUAUUCGUCCUUGUCCUGUGUUGGAUAUUAAAUUUACCUUACUUGUACACAAUACUCUUCUUGGUGCUGCUGGUAGUUCAGUAUUAAAUGCUGAAAUUGCUGUUGCAAAGGGUUUGAUUUAGAAUUACUUAGAUGAUUAUUAGAUAAUAAACUCUUUUUAUGAUAAUCUUUUCU